UCUCCUCUUUCUCUCUCUAAAAUGGAAAGAAAGAAGUAACGCAUUCGAGGAUUUCAGAACUCUGCCUCUCAAAAAUCCUCUCACUGCGCGUGUUCGACACUCGCUGAUUUAAUUGUAUUUUUUAUUAUUAUUAUUUUUUUUUGGGUUUUGAGGUUUUGAUAUUGCACCAGUGACCACCACCACCACCACCACCACCGGAUCCCCAUUCUCCCAAUCUAGAGCUACACUGGCUGUAAUUAUACGUCGUCGUCGUUUGACACCGUAAACGCUUCGCCGUUAGAGGUUCUAUGUAUAACCACACUAGAGGAAUGUCAUUAUGGAUUGUGCAAGGUCAGGGCACAAGUAUAGUAUAGCAUUUUGGGUGUUCUGGGAGGGACUCUGCUCAUCUGAUUGGAUUUACAUCCUCAUAUAAGGGAGUCAUGGCUUUUCGGAAAUAUGUUCCUUCUAGUGAUGCACCACCUUCUAUAACUAUGAAGCCUUUGGAAUUCUCAAGUAAAAUGCAUGAUAAUCCUCGGUUUGUGGAUCCAGAGACCGCCCUUGCUGUGGAGCCUGAUAUAGAUAUAGAUCUCAGAGAAGUUUACUUUCUUAUCAUGCAUUUCCUUUCAGCUGGACCAUGUCGUAGAACAUGUGGGCAGUUUUGGAAUGAGCUUCAAGAACAUAAACUUUUACCCAGAAGAUAUCAUGCUUGGUACUCGAGGAAUGAUGUGCUUAUUGGAGAUGGAAAUGAUGAUGGCAUGUCAAUCCCUUUGAGUUAUAGAAUGUUGGUGGAGAGGUAUUCUCACAUUCAAAAGGAUCACUUGGUAAGGCUUUUGAAGCAGUUGCUUCUAAGUGCAGCUCCUCCACGGAGUAUAAGCAGUGCAAAUCCCCCAAAUGCUGCUGAUGUACCUACUUUAGUGGGAGUUGGUUCUUUUUCACUUUUAAACGAUGAUGGAGAUACUUCCAACCAAUCAUUAAGGAAACCCCCUGCUCAUAUGCGUUGGCCUCAUAUGAAAGCGGAUCAAGUUCGUGGGCUAAGUUUAAGGGAAAUUGGGGGAGGUUUUACUCGGCACCAUCGUGCACCAUCUAUUCGUGCAGCUUGUUAUGCUAUUGCAAAGCCAACAACCAUGGUUCAGAAGAUGCAAAAUAUCAAGAAGAUAAGAGGACAUCGAAAUGCUGUUUAUUGUGCCAUAUUUGAUCGCUUGGGAAGAUAUGUUAUUACCGGGGCAGAUGAUCGCCUUGUCAAGAUCUGGUCAAUGGAAACAGCAUAUUGCUUGGCAAGCUGCCGUGGUCAUGAAGGUGACAUAACUGACCUGGCUGUGAGUGCUAACAAUGCUGUAGUGGCAUCGUCAUCAAAUGACUGCAUUAUUCGAGUUUGGCGUAUACCUGAUGGCCUACCAGUUUCUGUACUGCGGGGGCAUACUGGAGCAGUUACUGCAAUUGCAUUUAGUCCGAGACCCGGGUUUACCUAUCAACUUCUGUCCUCAUCUGAUGAUGGGACAUGUAGGAUUUGGGAAGCUAGAAGCUCUCAGUUGAGUCCGCGGAUAUAUGCUCCAAGGCCUUCAGAUUCUGUGGCUGUUGCAGGUAGAAACAAUGUUCCAUCUUCAAGCACUGGUGCACAAAACCAUCAAAUUUUUUGUUGCGCGUUUAAUGCUAAUGGUACAGUCUUUGUCACUGGUAGCUCAGACACACUUGCAAGGGUGUGGAGUGCUUGUAAACAAAGCUCUGAUGACGCAAACCAACCUAAUCAUGAGAUAGAUGUGUUAUCUGGGCAUGAGAAUGAUGUGAAUUAUGUACAAUUUAGUGGUUGUGCUGUAGCAUCUAGAUUUAUGUCAGCUGACAACAUGAAAGAAGAGAAUGUUCCAAAAUUUAAGAAUUCUUGCUUCACUAAUGAGAACAUAGUUACUUGUUCUCGUGAUGGCAGUGCAAUUAUUUGGAUACCAAGAUCACGGCGAUCACAUGGGAAACCUAGCCGGUGGACGCGAGCAUAUCAUCUCAAAGUUCCACCACCACCAACACCUCCUCAACCUCCACGAGGAGGCCCUCGUCAGAGAAUACUUCCUACUCCUCGUGGUGUAAAUAUGAUAAUUUGGAGCCUUGACAAUCGCUUUGUUCUUGCAGCUAUAAUGGAUUGCAGAAUUUGUGUGUGGAAUGCGUCUGAUGGUAGCUUAGUAUAUUCUCUAACUGGUCAUAGUGAAUCUACGUAUGUUCUGGAUGUUCACCCUUUCAAUCCCCGGAUAGCUAUGAGUGCUGGUUAUGACGGAAAAACCAUUGUGUGGGAUAUAUGGGAAGGAAAACCAAUAAGGACAUAUGAAAUAUCACACCACAAGCUGGUUGACGGAAAGUUUUCUCCAGAUGGGACGUCAAUCAUACUAUCUGAUGAUGUUGGGCAGCUUUAUAUAUUGAACACAGGCCAAGGGGAGUCCCAAGAUAAUGCUAAAUAUGACCAGUUUUUCCUUGGUGAUUAUCGACCCCUUAGUCAAGAUACCCAUGGGAAUGUAGUUGAUCAGGAAACUCAGAUAGCACCAUAUAGACGGAACCUCCAAGAUCUUCUUUGUGACUCAGGCAUGAUACCCUAUUCAGAACCCUAUCAGAGUUCAUACCAGAAGAGGCGAUUAGGAGCUCUUGGUGUUGAAUGGAAUCCUAAUUCUCUUAAACUUGCUACUGGAGUAGACUUUACCCUCGAUCCAGAAUACCAAAUCUUGCCCUUGGCAGACCUUGACAUAUUUCCUGAACCUCUGCCUGAGUUUGUGGAUGUCAUGGAUUGGGAACCAGACAAUGAAAUACAAAGUGAUGAUGCUGAUUCAGACUUUAAUGUCGCUUUAGAUUACUUUAGUGGAGGAGAGCAAGGAAGUUUAAGCUCCAAUUCCUCUGUUGAUUCAGAGGGCAGUGCAGAAAAUGGUGAGACUGAUGACACACAAGUGAAUAGACGUCGAAAAUCAAAAAGGAGAAAGCAAAAGGCUGAAAUUGAGAUCACGACAUCUUCAGGAAGGCGUGUGAAGAGGAGGAACUUUGAUGAGAGUGAUGGUAAUCCUCUCAGGAGAAACAAAACUAGGAAAUCAAAAAGUGGUCGAAAUUCUUCAAGGAAGAAAUCUCCUAAUUCGAAGUCAUCGAGACCUCGAAGAGCUGCAGCGAAAAAUGCUCUUACUUUGUUUUCUAAAAUUACUGGGACCUCUACUGAUGGAGAAGAUGAAGAUGACUCGGGACUUGAUACAUCAGAGAGUGAAUCCAUACUUCAAGAUUCAAACAUUGAGAGUGAUGGAUCUGAUAAAUAUUUGCAAGAUGAGCAAAUGAAACAUCGAAAAGGGAAAGAAAUUUCAAUGGAUGACUCUGACUCGGUUAAACCUCCCGAACUUCAUGUUAAUGGUGGAAGUAGGACAAAGUUGGUCCUCAAAUUGCCACAACGUGAAUCAAAUAGGCCUCUGGUUCGAAAUAAGAUAGUGUUCAAAUGUGGUAACGAUGGUGUAGGUCCGUCCUCAAGAGUUCCUCAAGGAACAAUUGAAAUGAAUGGGAAUUGUAUGAACUCUCAGGAUCCAAGAUACUACCCUGGCAAUUAUGCAGGACGCAACAUGAUUGAAGAGCCAGACAGAGUUCAAGGAAAUAGAGUUGACCUUCUAAAUUUGUCUGAUGAUUAUAAAAAUGGGAAAAUUAGAUGGGUUGGGGCCAGAGCUCGGACAUCCAAGCGUCUUAGAUCUGGUGAAGCUGCACCAGCAAAUGCAUUUUCUAGGACAAACUCGUCUCUUGAAUUUCGUUGUGAAAAACAGAAUAAUUUCAGUCAAUUUGCAAAACCGGAGAAUGAUUCUUUGAGUGAGCUCUCUGAUUUACAAACACAAAAACAAGAGAUAAAGGGAGAUGAAAAGCUGGCAAUGAAUGGGAAAGCUAUGGGGGAUGAUACCUGUGGCAUGGCCAACGGGAUAGAGAAAUUGAGUUCUAUUGAAUGCAGGGAAUACAAUAAUACAUCAAACUUUCAUGAGAUGGUUGCUAAGAAUGCAACUGACUCUGACAACAACAAUAAUAAUAAUAUGACUGAGCUUCCACACCAAGACACUCAUAACGCUUCACAUGAUUUACCCGCCGAGGAUGACGAUGCCGCUUUCAUUGAAAAUGGGAACACAGAUGGUCUUCUAACUGAAGAAACUAAGAUCCCCUCUCUACUCAUCUCCACAAAGUUGAAUCUGAAAAGGACUGCAAAUGAUUCUGAAAACCCUUGUGAGCAGGAAAUGAAAUCUUCAGUGGACAACUUGGAGAAUGGGAAAUAUAAUUUGUUAAAUGACAGGCCAUUGGUCACUGAACAAGACUUGGUUGUGCCUGAGGAUAAAACAGCAAAUAGAUUGAAUUUAGAUCGUGGAGAUGGCGGUCCAUUGGAAUCUGACACUCAGUGUGAUAAGAAUGCCGUGUCUAGUAUAAAGGACUCGGUGGAGUCCCAUCAGUUACCUAAGAAAAACAUGUAUACUGUUGUAUAUAGAAGGACUAGAUCACAGAAGGCUAUAAAUACUUCAGGAGGGGGUGGUGAAGGCAAAGGAGGAAGCACCUCAAAUGCACGCAACCACAAUCCUAGCAGAUUGGAUGUUUGUGAAGAGUCAAUUGAUGGGUCAUGUGGGACACAAUCCACUGGAUUGAAGGGCUCUGCAUCUACAAAUGUGACUGACAAUGUUAAACUAACUGAAGGCCAUGAAUCAGGCUACGUGCUUAGAAAUAAUCAGAACAGUUCCAUGAGUAAGCGUAGACUGUCACAUGAAGAAUGGGGAUCAAGUUCUAGGACGACAGUUGGUUUGAGGUCUAGUAGAAACAGGAGAGGCAACCAUCAUCUUCGUGAGACAAGUCUAAUAGAUACAACAAGGAAGUCAAAUAAAUCAUCAGGAAAGGGAACAUGGUUAAUGCUAACUACACACGAGAGAGGCUCCCGAUAUAUUCCCCAAUUAGGGGAUGAAGUAGCAUAUUUGAGACAGGGGCAUCGGGAGUAUUUAGAACAACACACCCAGCGGAGAGAACAACCUCCUUGGAUACAAGUGAAAGGAAAAUUAAGAGAUGUAGAGUAUUGCAAAGUUCGAGACCUCGAGUACUCCUCAUCUGGGGGAUCUGGGGAGAGCUGCUGUAAAAUGAAGCUUGAAUUUGUGGAUCCCACUUCCGAUGUAUAUGGUAGAUCUUUUAGAAUGACCCUACCGGAAAUGACUGGUUUUCCUGACUUCCUUGUAGAAAGAACUCGCUAUGAUGCUGCUAUACAACGAAAUUGGACACGCAGGGAUAAAUGCCAAGUUUGGUGGAAAAAUGACGGUGAUGAAGAUGGUGGUUGGUGGGAGGCUAGGAUUCAUGAUGUGAAAGCCAAAUCUAAUGAUUUUCCUGAAAGCCCAUGGGAGAGGUAUAUUAUUAAGUACAAGGAAGAGCCUACAGAGACGCAUUUGCACAGUCCCUGGGAGUUGUUUGAUAUCGACGCUGAAUGGGAGCAGCCAACCAUUAGUAAUGACAGCAAAAACCACCUUCAGUCUGCCUUUGCCAAACUAGAACGCGUGAGCAAACUUCCAAAGGAUCGUUAUGCAAUUAAUAUGUUGAAGGAACUUUCACAGAGGCCAAAGUUUGCAAAUAGGUUUCCAGUCCCAUUAUCUCUUGAAGUGAUCAAAACUAGAUUAGAGAACAAUUACUAUCGAAGUUUAGAAGCAGUGAGGCACGAUUUCGAUAUCAUGCUGUCAAAUGUUGAAAAUUAUUUGGGGAGCAAGUCAGAGAAUUCGGCGAAAAUAAAACGUCUGUCAGAUUGGUUUGCAACAACAUUGUCAUCUUUGUAGCUUUUUUGUUUCUUUUCUUUAUAGAAAGAAAUUAUUACUGAGGUUAAAUGGCCUCUUUUGUCUAAUGUAUAGAUAAUUUGAUUUCUUCAAAAAAGUUUUUCCUUCUUACCAGUUAGAUUGGUUAUUGGAAAUUGGUUAAAUAUUUAGGGGGUAUUCUUUCUCAAGAGGAAAUAGAAAAAUGAAAAGAGUUGAUUUGUGGUGGUUGUGUAGAUUUUCCACCAGAAAGAUUUGUUAUUGUAUAGAGACACUUGAUAUUAUUAUCACCAUUAAUAACACAAGGAAAGAAAAGGAAAGGAGAAAUGUCCACCUAA
Messenger RNA from Cannabis sativa, 6067 nucleotides. RefSeq lists its product as uncharacterized. Gene Ontology annotation, molecular function: protein binding. Gene Ontology annotation, cellular component: nucleus. The coding region runs from base 420 to 5756 and encodes 1778 amino acids. Gene Ontology annotation, biological process: cytoskeleton organization; regulation of transcription by RNA polymerase II; regulation of cell shape. The record is from RefSeq and is a predicted model, not a curated record. Lineage: Eukaryota; Viridiplantae; Streptophyta; Magnoliopsida; Rosales; Cannabaceae. The transcript is spliced from 25 exons.